This is a messenger RNA of Aplysia californica (California sea hare), 2158 nucleotides long. RefSeq names its product FK506-binding protein 5. NCBI's taxonomy places the organism in Eukaryota, Metazoa, Mollusca, Gastropoda, Aplysiida, Aplysiidae. The transcript has 3 exons. The record is from RefSeq and is a predicted model, not a curated record. Bases 566 to 2152 code for a protein of 528 amino acids.
UGCCAGCCAGCCUGCCGUACAUUGCCCGCGUACACUCCAUACAACGACACCGCAGUUCCGUAGCUAGUAGCUCGGAAGGCCUCUGUCAUGAUUAGUAGACUGGAGGCAAUAUUUUCUUAGAUGUGCUGCUAGACUCGUUUCCUUCUCUUUAAGUUUCAGAACGCAGUAUUUUGCGCUAGUAGAGACUUUUGAGUUGUUGUGUUGGGUUUUUUAAAUGUCAGCACCUUAUUAUUUCCCCUUACGCCUUACUCGUUUCGCGUUGCUUCGUGUGUAGGCAUGGCAGCUUAGUUGUGGUUACACUUGUGCAGCUGCUGUUUAGAAAAAAACUAACUUGAAGCCUUUCUCUACUCGGUUCAUGGUUUCUGUUCUGUUCCAACGCCGAGGGAGAAGCACAACAGCACCUGAUUGGCUCGCUCGGUCGACCUGUGGUCAUCUCAUCGCUGGACAACUUGACAUAAAUCCAUUGGCUUCAUUCUCUGCCGUAACCUCCGCCUGAAUGUGGAAGCCAACAUCUUCUGGACUUGAUUGAUUUUCUUAGUGUGCGAGGCUCAGGUACAGCUGAAGUAUGAGAAUCGAACCCACUGUGUUAGUCCUCCUGACGCUACUGGUGUCUGGUCACGUGAUGUCCUUCAGCAUCGGACGCCGGACAGCGAGGAGCACCGAUUUGGCGCAAGCGUUAUCGAUACUGCAGAGGCAGCGUCGGCGUAUCGUUGGCGAUGACUUUUUUAGCUCAGAGCGAUUGCUGGAAGAUCGGCCUCCCUUUGACCUGGAGGACAUCAGCGAUUGGCUGAGCAGGGCACGUGACGAGGACGACGCAGAGGGAUUGGAUACAGUCUGGAUGUCUGAUAGAGGAAACUUCAGAGAUUUUGAUCAGCGAGAACGACUCAACUAUGACCUUUCCCCUUUGUCAUCAGAUCAAGAUAUCACAGACCAAAACGAAGACACUACUCCCUAUGAAGUUGAGCCAAGCCAAAAAGAGCUAGAGAAUAUAUUUGACACUGAUGCCGACUCAAACCCAAACCCCCAGCCUCCAGCUGUUACCCCGGAGAAGAAAAAGAAAGAAGAAAUGGUGGACGUAAGAGGAGACAAAAAGAUCGUGCAAAAAAAAUCAAUUUCUGACCCGGUCGUUGCUGACACAUCUUCACAGUCGUCCGACGACAUUUCACUGGACACUUUGACCAAAGAGGAAUUCAGAGCAUUAAUGAAAGCCGUGGAGAAACUGCAAAAACAGGCUGCUAAGCUUAGCGAAGAAACAAGUGCUGAGUCGUCCUCAACGCCAUCUAAGGUUGCCGUUAAAGAGACAAUCUUCAAAGAGGAAAGCCCAGACGGAAAUACCGUGGAAGAAGUUGCCGAGCUGGUGCCGGCUCCAGAAGACGAACUCAACUCUGUCUUCGCUGACACAAAUGCUCCGGUUGUGGAGGAGACGAAGGUCGUAGAACUGGAACAGCAGGGUGGACCCCAGGGAACCGUGACUGAGACUGUGGAAACAGAUCUUGUUCCACUUCUGACCCAGCCAGAGACUGAGGAGGAAGAGCGGGAAUUAGAAGAAGCCUUAGUAAACGGUUUAGAAAACGGAAUCGAAGAGGAUGAGGAGGAGGCAGCUGCUGUUGAAGCCGUGAGGAGAAGAUUGCAGGAGGAAGAAGAGGUGGAGGAAGAGGAAGAGGAGGAGGAGGAAGAACAGGAGAAUGCACAAUUAGGAGGAAUGGAGAGGCUUGACCCUAAACAACUUGCUGCUCUAGAAAACUACUGGUUGAUGAGUAGCUAUCUAGACAAAACAGGCACCCCCAUCAAGCGCACGGCCAAACGAGCGGCCCUCAUUUCUGAUCCGUUCUACGGCAACAAUGAUAUCGUCGAUGACGCAGCAGAAGAUGUUGUUCAAAACGACGACGAAGACAGCAGCUCUGACGUCCUUGACGAGCUGAGAGCGGGCUCGGUGCCGAGUGUGAAAGCCUUUGUGGUUCGAAUCCUCGAGCUUCAGAACGAGUUGGAUAAGCUGAGAACUGUGACGAGAUUAGAAGACCUGGAAAACGACGAGCUCACCGACGCCUUGAACGAGGCCACGCUGGCACAGAAUGAAGGCAGCGUCUCUGACUUGGAGUUUGAUGCUCUCCAGAAGGCUAUUCGGAUAGAGGAAGCUUUACAGGAAAUGUAGAAGGAU